GGUUGGCUUCCCUGCACAGUGGUUUGUUGACAUAUCAGCGGCAGGAUGGCAAUCGCCCCUGUUCGCGCUAUUUUGAUUGUAAGUUUUAAUAUAUUCCGAGUAGUAUGCAGAAAGUACGGACUCUACCUCGUUAUCGGAAUGAUGAUUAUCCUAUUUCAAGGAUUUUCGGGUUAUUACGUGUUGCGCUUGGGGUCAGAUGAAAGACUUGUGGAAGACUUCGGGCGGUCCAAUGCUCUGGAGGAGGCGAGCAUGGUCGAGAGAGCACAAUCUGAUGUUGAGAGUCGUAUGUAUCAAGCAAAUGAUCGCGGAGAUGCUGAUAGCCACAAUAAAGGUCCUCCAGAUGCAGUGGAAAUAGAUAGUAAGGAACUAAGUAAAGACUGGCUGGGAAUUGAUACUCCAUGCGGAAUCAGAAGUAAAGAAAGUUUGUCUGCUAUCAAGAGAGCCACCACUGUCUACUGCAAGAAUCUUAUUGCAAACAUAUCAUGUCAGAUUCAGUCUGGCAGCUUUUACCCAUCAAGACUUCAGAGCUAUUGCCCUUCAAAUGUUGAUUUUUUUAAAUUACUUUAUGUAACUGAGAGUGAAAUUUUUUUUUGUACAUGUUUAAUUUAUUCCUUUAACAGGAAGGAAUGUUUCUGUGGCAAUGAAGAAAUACCACUUAAGAUGAAAGUGGCAGAUAGCAUGUGCAACAUGCCAUGCUCUGGUGAUCAAGAGCUGAAAUGUGGAGACUACCUUCAUAUUAACAUUUAUCAAACUGGAUUAGCAAAGUAUGUCCCACCUGCACUAAAGGGACCAUCUUUAGCAGGCAACAACACCCCAGUAAGAAUAGUGUUUGUCUUGACGGUCAAUGGCAGAGCCAUGAGACAGCUCAAACGGCUAAUUAAAGCUCUCUAUCACAAGGACCACUUCUUCUUCAUUCAUGUAGAUUCUCGACAAGACUACCUAUUCAGAGAGGUGCUGAAGCUCGAGAAGGAAUUCAGAAAUAUUCAAGUUUCUCGAUAUAGGCUUUCUACCAUAUGGGGAGGUGCGUCUCUUCUCAAAAUACUUCUACACUGUAUGCAGCAGAUUCUGCAAAUAAAGAGUUGGAACUGGAAUUUCAUCAUAAAUCUAAGUGAAUCUGAUUAUCCUAUCAAAAGGAAUGAUGAGCUGGUACGCUUCUUGACCAACAACAGAGAACGAAAUUUCCUCAAAUCUCAUGGCCAUGACACCAACAAGUUCCUUCAGAAACAAGGGCUCGACCGCACAUUUCUCGAGUGUGAGACACACAUGUGGAGAAUUGGUGAACGGCGAUUACCUCUUGGAAUUCGCGUAGAUGGAGGGAGUGACUGGCUGUGUCUCAAUCGUGAUUUUGUUGAAUAUGUAGUUAACAGUCAGGAUCAACUUGUGAAAGGCCUCAAGAAAGUUUAUUCAUAUACACUGUUACCUGCCGAGUCAUUCUUUCAUACUGUGUUGCGUAACUCGCGAUUCUGCCAGUCAUUCACGGACAACAAUCUCCAUGUAACUAACUGGAAAAGAAAACUGGGUUGCAAGUGUCAGUACAAACACAUUGUUGACUGGUGCGGAUGCUCACCCAAUGACUUCAUUCCAGGAGACUGGCCCAAGCUUGAGGCUUCUACAUCACGUAACCUGUUUUUUGCUCGCAAGUUUGAGCCAGUGAUCAGCCAAGCAAUUAUUAACCAGGUGGAUGCAUGGCUCUACACUCCCUACUACUCUUCCACUCCUGGGCUAGAGAGUUACUGGGAAAAUCGUUACCAUCACAAGGACAAGCUGGAUGGUGGAAAUGAUGCAGCCUUGACGCUCUACCAUGCAGGGGCUAGACUCGGUACCAGGGCGUUGGCUCAGCUCGUCAACGCUGAGAAGAGCAAGUGCAAUGUAUAUGCUACUUCGGUUCUUCAGGUUCAUUCAUAUCAUCUUGGCGAUACAUUCAAGGGACUUUUGGUUCAGUACAUAGGCAAUAUUGACAGCCUGAGAGCCUUUCCGAUCGAGACUUGGAUUUUUCCACGUAUCAAAUAUAGACUGCCCUUUGAGAAAACAAACCAUAGACUACUUGUAGGGUCAGAAUUUGAUGUGAAAGAGCAAGUUUUUCGCAACUUGGGUGGAGCUCUGGGCCCCAACAGUGAUAUAACUGUGGUCACAAGAUGGUCUGGAGGAGUAACAGGUGAUGCCAGAGUUGCUGGAGAGGACACCGUACAGCACCCACUUGUUGUACUUAGUGAUCCAACUUCAACUCUUGCUGCUGAAGGGAAGAUCACCUUGGAACCUGGAGAACAGGUAGUUUCCCACAACUUUGAUAUGCGUAAACCAUUGCUUCCCGGGUCAUGGAUGGUUAGAGUGAUGAUUGAUAAUGUUGUGACAGCCUCACACUCGUUCCUCAUACUGCCGCUGCAGGUCGUGCACGGCCGCCAAAUAUCAGUCAAAGAGGCCAGGGCACUACACAAAGGGCCAUCGGGAUCCUACACUGAUGCAGAUCUCAGUAAUACUUGCCUCCUCCUUAGUCUGGGACAUCAUGGCAACUCCUCAGCACAGGAAGUCUCUGCCUCUCACUCAACUUUAUAUGGUCCACAGCUGUCACAGUGGAUCGAUAACCUAGCACAGAGGUUCUACACUAUUCAAGAUUCUUGCUACAUUGCCAGUCAGGAUGUGCCAGUGUGUGUUCGUUCCUUACUUGAUCCCUGUGAAAAAACGACAUGGAGCUCUCAGUCUCCCGAUCCCAAGUCUCACCUUGGAGAAGUGGACCAACAGAGUGGGAGAAUUGCCGACUCCUACCGAGUCGGAAGUGGCGAAUUCAGAUAAGUAUGGCUGUGUAUAGAUUCACAUAAUUUAUAUGAAAAGAGCUAAAAAUUAAUAGGUAUGUCUAUAGGCAUGAUAUAUAUAAACAAAAAUGAUGGGCAUUAUUAAUAGGUAUUACAUCUUAACCAGUUACUGAUAUAUGAUGCUACUGUGUCAAGAACAAGGGCUUUACAUGUUAAGUUGGUGUAAUCAUUAAGUGUUGUUGAUAUGGCUUGAUGCGCUUUUCUGGAUGUAAAUUGUUUGCUAAGUGACUUAUAGUAUUCAAAUUCACUAGAAAUUAAUGUAGAAUACAGUGUACCUAAUGGAGCUUUGUAACUGCUAUUCCUGUGUUUCUAGUGUUUAAUAUUUGUUCUGUGCAAUUGAAUGUGAUAUUAAUACAGUACAUGAUCAGUGAUACAAGAUGAAAUUAAUUUAUAUAAAAAAAUGAAAGUAAAAUGCAUAUUGUCAUAAAAUAGCAUUAUCGAAUGUCAUCAGCAACGGGAACUUUAUUUGUUUUA
Molecule: messenger RNA, 3284 nt
Organism: Procambarus clarkii (red swamp crayfish)
Lineage: Eukaryota; Metazoa; Arthropoda; Malacostraca; Decapoda; Cambaridae
Source: RefSeq, a predicted model, not a curated record